Molecule: messenger RNA, 1216 nt
Organism: Blepharisma stoltei
Lineage: Eukaryota; Ciliophora; Heterotrichea; Heterotrichida; Blepharismidae
Source: the annotation of a GenBank genome assembly
AUGAAAAUUUUUGAAAAUCCUAUCUCAAGUAAUCAAAGAAACGACAUCGAAGUCUCUAAUUUUCAUUGAUUUUUGUACAAUUCUUUUGAUCUUACAGAACUUAAUCUUGAAACCCAAGAAAAAUCUUCUCAUGAGCUCACCACUCUUAAAGAUCAUAUUGAUGAAAGCACUUGUGCAUGUCUUUUACCUGAUAGCAAGCUUUUUUGUUAUGGAGGAACUAAUGAAUGAUUGAAUUUUAUUGAUUUCUCUUUUAUUAUCGAUAAAAAUUACAACACCCAAAUACUUCCUCCAGGAAUCCCAAGCCUUGGAAAUUUUGCAACUUAUCACCAGGAUUUUAUUUAUAUUUUUGGACCAUUUUCUGUUGACAGAUUCGAUCUUGCUAACUCCCCCCCCCCCCUCCGUGAGCGAACAAAACCAUUAGAAAAAUCGCCAUUUUUUGACCAAAAACCCACCCUCCGUGAGUGAACAAAAAUAUUUUUAAUAGAAAAAAUUUUAAUAGAAAAAAAUUUUGCUAUAUAAGUGAUAAUUAGUAUAAUGAAAUCUAGAGCUAAUUCUGUUUAAUUUUAAACAAAUUGCGUUUUAAAACAUAAAUUUUGCAAAUUAAAUUAGUAUUUGCUUCCCAAUUUUUGCAAAUUAGGGAUUUUUUUUAAAUUUCGAAAAAAAUAUUUUUUAUAAAAUUUAUAUAUAAAUUGUUUUUAAAAAAAAAAAUUAACCCCCCUCCGUGAGUGAACAAAAUUUUUUUGUUCGCUCACGAAAAUGAGAAAAAAUAAUACAAACUCCAGAAUCUUAUAACUGAUGCAGCUGCAUUUCUUUCAAUGACUAUAUAUUAGUUACGGGGUAUGAUACCAAAGACAUUUUUGCAUUAGAUUUAUUAAUUUUUUCAUUCUCUUGGCUUUAUUUUACACUAGAACUGCAUAGAACAAAAAUUUUUUGCAAAUCAGAAAGUGAGGUUUAUUUAAUCGAUUUUUCUGGAAAAAUAUUCCAAAGCGAUAAAAAUAAUAUUUUUAAUUGGAAUAUCAUAGGAGACUGCAAGCCAUCAAUACUCAAAACACAUGGAUAUAAAGUAUCUUAUAAGAACUGCUGAUAUUUUUCUUUAGGCUCAAAGCUUUUAAAAUUUGAUUUGGAUAAAAAGACCAUCAAUGACACGACGUUUAAAGUACCACAUAGAGUUCAUGAGAUUAGAGAAGAGCUGUCAUAUUCUAAAGUAUUUAUUUAA